Messenger RNA from Phanerochaete carnosa HHB-10118-sp, 1177 nucleotides. RefSeq lists its product as uncharacterized. The transcript has a single exon. Lineage: Eukaryota; Fungi; Basidiomycota; Agaricomycetes; Polyporales; Phanerochaetaceae. The coding region runs from base 597 to 920 and encodes 107 amino acids. The record is from RefSeq and is a predicted model, not a curated record.
UGUUUAAUUGAGUUGAUACUGAUCCCCCUUGCGUAGCUCUAGCUCGCCCAAGCCCUGCACAGCUAUCAUAUGUCCGCGAACACAGCGACCAGGCACCCAGAGACGACGGCGUUCGACGAGGGGCUCGUACAGCGGUAUCCACUGCUGUUCAGUUCGUGUCGAACCGUACAGAAACGAAUACAGCCGAACAAGGCGCCGCCUUGUCUCGCAACCACUCCCUCCAACACAACACACCUUUGGGCCGCGUCGACCGCAUCCCAGCCCCAGUUGCCACAAGCAGCUAUCGCCCUCAGCAGUGGACACACACACCUCAGAGUGAGAACCAGAGGGGGAAGAAAAGAGCGCUGGGGGUCGAGGAAGUCAAGGAAGAGGAGGUCGAUGAAGAGCCCCGGAAGAGGCACGCCGCGAACAAGGAGAAUGUUGCCGCCGACCCCAGCAAGUACGACGAUGGAGAGCGUGACCCAGAGGGUCCCAGGCCUAAGCGUAGCAGGCGAAGUGCACUCCGCCCGUCCUUCUGUCACCCGUCUCGCCAUGUGGAGAACCGUGACCGAGCCCGUGCUGCAGGUGUCGUCAAUGUGCGGACAGCUGCGUCCGCCAUGGUUGCUGCUCCGCCUGCCCCUAUGCCUGCCGCGCCGGUCGCUGCGCCGAUGCUCGCGGUCGUCGCGCCGGCCGCGCAGCCGGCUCAAGGUGCCUUCGUCGCCAUACCGGCUCCGCCUGCCGCACCAGCUCUGCCCACCCCCACCCACCUCCCGCCAAUCGUCCAGGUACUUGCUGGUCUCCCUAACCCCCCACACAACAUCGUGCUGCCUCCGAUCGUCGCACACCAGCCUCCGCUCGUUGCACACCAGCAUCCGAUCGUCCCAAACCAGCCGGCGACGACGCAGAACCCUAAGAUGCAGCUUGGCUUCAUCAUGAUGUAGCGGCUCGUGGUUCCCUACCCAACAAAGCGCAGAGAAUUAGCUCUAAAAUGGUCUUGAAAUGUGCAAAGUAGUUAGCCCUCAUCUAUCGAUUCUUGGUUGCGCACCUCUGGGCAACCAGUCUUGAACUAGGUGCAAGCUGGAGCUUGUAGCUGAGACAAUAUUGGCUUGUCGUCGUCGUCAGUAUCAUCGUGGAGAAAUGUGGUGGUGCCCGUUGUAGCCUGAUAUACGAAGGGAGAGAUCUGGAGAGAUGCAGGUGG